Molecule: messenger RNA, 3663 nt
Organism: Closterium sp. Yama58-4
Lineage: Eukaryota; Viridiplantae; Streptophyta; Zygnematophyceae; Desmidiales; Closteriaceae
Source: the annotation of a GenBank genome assembly
AUGGCGUCGUCGUGGGCUCAGCACGCGCCCGUAUUUGGCGCGCACUGCAGCCAAUUCUCGGUGGAGCAAUGUCCGCUUGGCGCGCAGGUCCUAGCUGCAUCAUUAUCGCAUCAGUCGCCGUCCCCGUCGUUUGCCCAUCACCGUUCUCGCCAGCAGCACGACUCUGCGACGUUAUGCGACGAAAAUCCGUCGCUUGAUUUAUUCGCGGGGAGUGACGUGGCAGCGGAGUUCUUGAACCUUCUAGACGCCAUCACGGACGACUCGCAGUCAAACGGGACUCCCAUCGGCAACACCGGUUCACAGCAGCAUCGCGAUGCUAACUUAUUGCACCACCAGCAGCAGCAUCAGCAGCAGCAGUUGUCGUCCGCACCGUUUUCACCUGCCGCCUCCGCCGCCGAUCCUGCCACGGCCAUUUCCGUUCCCGCCAACGCCGCUGCUAGCUUCUUGGCCGCAGCGCCAGGUUCGGUCGGCGGUGGUGCUAUGACGGCAGCAGCAGCAGCAGCGCCACUGAAAAACCCUGUGUCUCCGCGGAAUGGGGAGUCGUUCAAUUUAUUGGAGCCGGGGACGAUUCACGACGAGGCUGCGGAGUGUACGGCGCCGCCGGAGUGUGCGGCGCCGCCGGAGUGUGCGGCGCCGCCAGAGUGUGCGGCGCCGCCGGAGUGUACGGACCCGGCGGGGCUCAACUUGAAUGGCGGUCGCUCCGACGACCCAAUCGACGAUUUCCUCGGCACUCUGCUGCUCGCGGAUCCGCCGUGCGCGGCAGGCGAUUUGCUUGUGUCGUCGCCUUGCCCGUCCGCCGCUGCGCCUCGCGAUCAUAGCCCGCCGUUGCAAGGCGCGCCGACGGUUAGCCAAGGCGCAGCGGAAAUGCGGGAGUGCUUGCGGAGCGAGGGCGAAGCGGCAUGUGCGGGGACUUGCUGGAGUGGCAAUGCAGUGGGGGGAGUGAGCAUGGGCGGAAGCAAGGCGGGCGGAAUGGGCGGUGGGGGAGGCGAUGUGCAGCAGGUGCAGGAUUCGGCGCCGCCUGUGGAGCUUUCUGGCGCCGGCCUUUUUGACUGGGCGCAUGUGGAGGGAAGCGGUGUUGGGAGUGGGGCGACAAUCAGGGAGCGGCACGAGGAUAGUGUGAGUGGCAAUGGCAAUGCCAAUGCUACCACUGAUGAUGAGGAUGGUGCGGCGUUUUGGGGUGCUGGUGCUGGUGAUGCAUGGGAAGGACAGCAGGCGGGUCUAGCAAAUGGCCUGGAGCGUGGGUUGGAGGAGGGAGGGCGAGAGAUUGCGUCGAGCCUGCAUGGGCGAGUCACAGGCGGUGGUGAUGGGGGUAGGCUCGCAUUUGGGCGUGGUAGGGGUGGUGGUGUGCAGGAGGCGCAUGGUGAGGAGUCAGGCAGCAAGCGGCGGGCAGCGUCGCAGGUCCCUCCCUCCGCAACACUCAGCUCUCAGCACCUUGCUGCUGCUGCUGCGGCACCUGCCUUCCCUCCUAAGCCCACCACCAGUGCUGCUGCUGCUGCUGCUGCUGCUGCUGGUGCUGCAGGAGGCGCUGCUGCAGUGGCGCCGUCCCUACCCCACGCGUGGUUACUGUCCGGGUCAGGUCCAGACGGCCUGUCAGGAGAGGUGGAUCCGUUUCUCCUCGCGGAGCACAUCAGCCGCUGUGCGCCUGCGCUCGCCCUCGCCCCCGCCAUGCUCGCUGUCCCGCACGACCCCUUUGCCGCACCGCAGCUGCAGCCGCCCUCUCUCGCUGCGGUUCCGUACACACGAGCUUCCUCCCAGGCGCUCUCAUGUCAUCCCCUCACAUACCACUCUCUGCUGCCAACUGCGCUGCCCGUGCCUCGGCCUGUGCGGGGGCGCGUGCACAAGGGCAAGAGCGAUGUGGGCAUGGACGAGGUGAAGCAGCUCGUGCUCGCCCUCGCUGAAGCCAUCGCCACCAAAGACAUGGAGCGGGUGGCAGGGCUGCGGGCGCGCGUGGCAGCAGCAGCGUGUGCGGAGGGGCGGCCGGGGCAGCGAGUGGCGCACUGCUUCCUGGACGCCCUCACCACCCGCCUGCACGGCACUGGCGCUCUCCGCCUCUACAACGCUGCCUUCACCUCGCAGGACAUGCUGCAGUCGCGCCAAGUGUAUUUCACCACCACGCCCUUCAUCCCCUUCCUCUACGCCACCGCCUAUUCCGCCAUCCUGCAAACCUUCUCCCGCUACUCUCGCCCCUCCCAUCCCACUGGCACCGCCACCGCCGCUCGCUAUCGUGCGUUCGAUCCGUGCGCGCCUCACGACACCCCCCUUGGCUCCCCCAUUACCACGCAUCCUGCUGCGCCUGGCACCAGCAGCAGCAGCAACAGCCACUGCAGCGACGGCUCCAGAGAGGCUUCUUGCUCUGGGGAAGCAGCAGCAGCAGGAGGAGGAGCAGGAGCAGGAGUGGGACGAGCAGCGUGUGACGAAGGGGCGAGGAGCCAAAGGAAAGGCAUGCGAAGGGGGGCGCUGCACAUAGUCGAUUUUGGAGUGUACCUGGGCGGGCAGUGGUCGCUGCUGCUGCGCCGCCUUGCCUGCCUGCCUGGCGGCCCCCCUCGCUGCGUGCGCAUCACAACCAUCGAUAACUGCCUCCGUGUCAGCCGAGCUGCUGCUUCCCACACGCAGCGGUGCACAGCAGGAGCAGCGGCAGAGGCAGGGGGGGGAGCGGGGGACGCUGCGGGAUGCGGAGCAGAUGGUUCCAUGGGCAGUGGAGCGGGAGAUGUGCAGGUGGAGGAGGUGGGGGGUGAGGAGCAGUGCUGGAUGGCAGAGUGUGAGCGGCAGAAGCACGAGGAGCUGGGGAGGAAGCUCACAGCACAACUCACAGCAGAGGCGGCCGCGCUGGGCAUAGAGAGGUUUGAGCACCGCGUGGUGACGAUUAACAAGGAUAACCUCGCUGAUAGCCUCUCCCAGGUGGAGGGCCGGCGCAGAUGGGCGGGCACGGGGGGCUGGGGUGGCGGAGGGACGAGGAGGGGGAUGGGUGGAGGGGUGCAGGAGUGGGGUGUGGAGGAGUGGCAAGGGGACGGGUGUGAGGACGAAGUGGAGGAGGAGAAGGAGGUGGUGGCGGUGUGCUGUUGUUUGGAGUUGCAGUACUUCCACGACAGCUCUGUCAUGCGUAGCAGCCCUAGAGAUGCCGUCCUCAAGUGGGUGGCCUCCCUUGCCCCGGACAUAUUCACCUUCAUGGAGUUUGACCUCUCUGCCAACGGCCCCUUCUUCCUCUCGCGCCUGCGCAACUGCCUCGACUGCCACGCUGCGCUCUUUGAUGCUGACACCAGCUGGUCCCAAGUCUGCAUGUCCUCUCUCUCACAAGCCACUGAGAAGCCCGCACCACCUACCCCCACGCCUUCCCCCCUCCUCGAAGCACCCACUUACCGCGACCACAUCCUGGCGUUUGAGCGGGCCUUUUUCGGGUACAACAUUGUGAACAUGGUGGCCACAGAGGGCAUGCAGCGCUCCGUGCGCCCGGAGAGCCUGGCGGAGUGGGCGCAGCGCAUUCGGCACGCGGGGUUUGUGCUGCUGCCCGUGCCGGCAGACGUGCUGGAGGAGGCGUAUGGCACCAUCCGUAGCUGCCCCCCUGGGCUAGGCAUGCUGGCCACAGAGGGCGCCGUGCAGCUCACAUGGCAUGGCCGCCCUCUGCUCAUGUGCACUCUCUGGCAAGUGCCAUGGGUCAUGGGUUGA